CAGGCUCAGAGCCUUGGGACCCCUGCCCGCGGUAUCUCAAUUCCAUGCGGCUUCCCUGGGGCGCACCCCCAACUGCCCUAGGGCCUAGAGACACAGCCCACAGCCAGAAGGGGGAUCGACUACCUGACUGACUGACUGACUGACUGGCAUUGUUUGCUAGCAGGGGGGCACUUGGGGUCAGCUGGUACAACUUCCGCGCCUUCGUCUGCCUUCCUCGUCGUCUCUUGUUGAUCUCAUCUCCCGUCACACUCCAUAUUCCUUCAACCUUUUUUUUUUCCUUCUUUUUCUUUCUUCCCCUCCUCCUUCUUCUUCUUCUAGCUCCUCUUCCUUCGGCCCUUGAGCGUUAUCCUAUUUUAGACUUGUCCUCCUUCCUCAUAUCCUCCAGUCCCGCUCCAUCCCCGGUGCAACGCAUCCUGCCCUGUCGUCAUCCAGGUCCCACCCGCGCUGAUCGCCAACGCCUUCACAUGGCCAUGACGCCCUCCUAAGAAAUUCACCUCCCCGAGCAUGCCAAGCUGCCACCGGCCCUUCCGUUCAUUCCUUUCCCAGCCGACAGAUAUAAGCAACCAGCAAUAGCAUUACCAACGACUGGCCUGCAAUUGCUCCACCAGUUUCACGGCCAUCAUACAGACAGACGCUGGGGACACAAUCUCGCCCCGUCGCGAGGGAGCACGUCCGUCCGUCGAGUCCAACAAGGUGCAUACUGCAUAGCAAAAAAGACGCCGCCAUGUCGUCGGCCCUCGAGGCCAAGAUAGUGGUGCUGGGCUCCCAGGGGGUCGGCAAGACAUCUCUGGUCAUGCGGUACUGCAAGGGCGAAUUCCAGCCCUCCCAGCUGACCUCCACCGUCGGCGCAAGCUUCAUGACCAAGCGCGUCGUCGACAGCGAUACCGACACCGUCGUGCGACUGCAGAUCUGGGACACAGCCGGCCAGGAAAGGUUCCGGUCCAUAUCGCGCCUCUACUACCGGGGGGCCAACGCCUGCAUCCUGUGCUACUCCAUCACCGACGCCCAGAGCUUUGCUGAUAUGGGCGCCUGGCUGACCGAGCUCCGCCGCAACCUGCCCCACGACAUUGUCCUCCACGUCGUCGGCACAAAGUCCGACGUCGUCGCCCGCGAGCCCUCCAAGCGCGAGGUCCCAUUCGAACGUUGCAUUGCCUAUGUCGCCGAAAACCUCGCCCCCGGCCUGAGCUCUACACCCCCGCCCACCGCCACCCCCGGCGGACACCUCGGCGCGCCCGGCGCGGGGAGCCUGAGCGGCAGCGGCGGCUUCUUCUCGAGCAGCGACUGCACGUCCGCCGAGCCGCGCAGCCCGACCUCGAAGCGGUCCUCCGGGUUCUGGGGCCAGGAGGUGGGCUGGGACGCCUGCCACGAGAUCAGCGCCGAGUCGGGCGAGGGCGUCGAGGAGGUCUUCAGGGUCGUCACCCGGAAGCUCGUCGAGCAGAACCGCAAGAUGUCCGCCGCCCUGCUCGCCGCCACCGCGACCCCCGGCCUGACCCCCGGCCUGGACGGCGGCGCCAGCAGCCACGACGGCGCUGGCGGGCCGGGCGGAUACUUCGACGGCGCGAACGCCAGAGGCAGCUUCAGGGUGGGCAGGGACAGGCGGUCGUGGCUGUUCUCGCCCAACUUCUCGCCUGCUGUGACCAUCGAGCGGGGCGCCAGCUCACAGCAGCAGCAGCAGCAUCAGCAGUACCAGGACGGCGAGUACAGCCAGCCAGAUUUCGAGCAGCGCAGGUCAAAGAGGUGUUGCUGAAGACAUGAACCACCGCCGCAGCGACUUCUUCUGGCUCGGGGUCUUGACACAGGCUGGGGCCUGUUGGGACCAUCAUGGAGAGAAUCUGGCACAUCAGCCGCACCCACAGAGCGACCAAAUAUCGAUCGUCGGGUGCCAGGAGAGAUCAUGAGGAGGAACGAGUAAACGGGGGACGAAACGUACACAAGCGACGAAGACGGGGAUCCGGAAUUGUCCCGCGCUACGAUACCCGGGUUGUUGACGAAUUUCAUUUGCCUUCCUUUUUAUUCCUUCUCUCAUUUGAGGGACGCACACGUUCGCUGUCAUCUGCAGCUUUUGAAGCCCGUCGGCCUGGAGCAACGGUCAGGUCGGGCCCGGGAAAGGCUGGAUGGAUUGGACAAAUGGCAUCGAUCGCAUGACAGGCACGUUUUCGACCCGCGCAUUCUGGAAUUUUCUGCAUGCAUCAGGUUUCUUGCAUCUUUCCUGCAUAAGGGGUUUUUGUUUUCAAGGGUGAAGGGAAUAACAUAUCAUCCGGCCAGCGGCGUUUAGGAUAUGUUUAUACACGGUGGCGCCCACGCAUUCCCACACACAAGGCAUUCGGUCAGUCAGUCAGUGUUAGAUUAUCACGGCUGUAAGCAAAGGGACGGACCUAUAAUAUCAAGACCCACGAGGGCAACAUGGCCUUGCAUUGUGAA
This is a messenger RNA of Diaporthe batatas, 2421 nucleotides long. RefSeq lists its product as uncharacterized. The record is from RefSeq and is a predicted model, not a curated record. NCBI's taxonomy places the organism in Eukaryota, Fungi, Ascomycota, Sordariomycetes, Diaporthales, Diaporthaceae. Gene Ontology annotation, cellular component: endomembrane system. The transcript is spliced from 3 exons. The coding region runs from base 725 to 1747 and encodes 340 amino acids. Gene Ontology annotation, biological process: intracellular protein transport. Gene Ontology annotation, molecular function: GTP binding; GTPase activity.